Molecule: messenger RNA, 1191 nt
Organism: Purpureocillium lilacinum
Lineage: Eukaryota; Fungi; Ascomycota; Sordariomycetes; Hypocreales; Ophiocordycipitaceae
Biological process (GO): tyrosyl-tRNA aminoacylation
Cellular component (GO): cytoplasm
Molecular function (GO): ATP binding; tyrosine-tRNA ligase activity
Source: RefSeq, a predicted model, not a curated record
AUGGCUACCGCCCUAGGUGCUGAGCAAAAGUACUCACUGAUUACUCGGCGACUCGAGAUCCAGAACGGCUGGUCUGGCCAGAAACUCCAGUCACUGCUCGCCCAGGGCAAAGGCAUCAAAUACCAAUGGGUCACCGCACCCACGGGCAAGCCGCAUAUUGGCUACUUUAUCCCACUGAUCAAGUUUGCAGACUUCAUCCGCGCCGGUGGAGAGAUCGUUGUUGAGUUCAUUGAUACAUACGCCUUCUUGGUGAACUACAAGUUCCCAUGGGAGCAGGUCCGCCACCGCACAAAGUAUUACAAGGCGCUCAUCACGGCGGCGCUGAAGGCGGUCGGCGUCCCGAUGUCGUACGUCUCGAUGGUCGAAAUGUCAUCGUACCAAGUGACACAGCAGUACAUGGUCGACUUUUGGAAGCUUUGCGCUCUGUGCUCCCAGCAGGACGCACGUGAUACUGGUGCAGAGGUUGGCGCAUCUACGAUGCUCAGUCCGCUGCUCACGCCACUGCUCCAGGAGCUCGGCGAGGAGUAUCUGGGCGUGGAUGUCGAGUUUGGCGGGACGGACCAGCGCGGCAUCUUCAACCUGGGGGAACAGUUCUUGCCUGACCUGGGGUACGAAAAGCGUGCGCACUUGCUGAACGAGCUUCUACCGAGCUUGACGGGAGGCAAGAUGUCUUCAUCGCACCCGGCUCACACCAAGAUCAUGUUCCUCGACGAUGCAGAUGCUGUGGUUGAGAAACUGGCCGGGGCCGCUUGCCCACCCGGCACAGUGCAAGGCAACGGAGUGUUGCCCAUCAUUGAGCAUAUUCUUAUGCCCAUCAGCGAAAUUCGGAUGCUCUUCACAGAAAGCGACAAGGCAAACGGCGUCAACGGCCAUGCUUCCUCGAGAGUGGGCAUGUUCGCGGCCAAGGGGGCAUCGGAGGGAACGUUAUUCAGUGUCAGCAUACGUGGCGCGAGCUGCGAGUGUCGCUCACAUCGCAACUACUGCACGUACGAGGCGCUGCAGAAAAACUACGUCGCCGGCCUCAUAGAUGCGGAUGCGCUCAAGGACGCGGUGGCGCGCGCGCUCAACCAAGUGCUGCAACCCAUCCGGGACAUGUACGCAGCAGACAACGAGUGGAGGCAAGCGGACCAAGCAGGGUAUCCCGAGGACUGGCCAGAGGGGCAGAACGGCGUCAGCCUACCCGAUUACUAG